Molecule: messenger RNA, 742 nt
Organism: Parasteatoda tepidariorum (common house spider)
Lineage: Eukaryota; Metazoa; Arthropoda; Arachnida; Araneae; Theridiidae
Source: RefSeq, a predicted model, not a curated record
GCAUACAGCAAGCAAAAGUAAACAAACAAAUAGCACGUUUUUACAAUUUUUGCAAUUCAAUCAUUUAUAUUUCUAGAUGCUAUAAUUAAAGUUCGUUUUGAUUGCGCUAUUCGUUUACGUGAUUUUUUGCUUGUUUUUUAAUUUUAUGAUAUUUAAGAAAGUAAAUAUUUCAACCACUAAAAAUUAGCGUAGAUUUAUUCCCUGAAAUCUUAUUGCUGUAGCACAUGCAUUUAUAUUAAGUUUCUCUUGCUUAAUGUUGAUGGCUGUUAUUUUGUGAAAAUAUCUAUUUUAUUCAGUGCACAUUAUAAGUAUAUUGGUUCUAAAAACUUAUGCAGAUAGACAAAAAUUCUUUUAAUAUUUAGAGCUUUAAAGAUACUUUCGAAAGAUGAAAAGAAAGGCUGAAGAAAUCAAAAAUGGUCUUAAAAACAAAAAGAAACUGAAACGUACAACCAUGGAAAAUGAAGAUGAAGAAAUUCAUAAAGCAGAAUCCUUGGAUAUUCAGACUAUUCGAGAAGGCAUGCUUCUAUUGGGAAGUAUUAUUGAAAUUAGGUCCAAUUGUCUUUUGAUGUCUAUACCUGGUUGUCUAGUGGGCACUAUUCCUGUGACAAAUAUUAGUAAUAGGUAUACAGAAGUUUUAAAAGAGUUCUCUGAAAGUGGAACAACUGAAGAAGUAAGACUUAAUUUAUGCAAUUUUUAUAUCAAUUUGCUAUGUCUGUUACAUAAUUGACUCGUUAAUGACUAA